Molecule: messenger RNA, 8455 nt
Organism: Ceutorhynchus assimilis (cabbage seed weevil)
Lineage: Eukaryota; Metazoa; Arthropoda; Insecta; Coleoptera; Curculionidae
Source: the annotation of a GenBank genome assembly
CUGAUUGUUUGCUUCCAAGCUAGUGCUACGAUUGCCGAUUACGUAGUUCCAGCUUGUCGAUCGGAUCAGCAGUAUCAAGUUUUGAACUAUUUUGAAGUUUGGUUCUGGUUUGUUUUGGGUUAGGUUAGGAAUUUUGUGGUGUGUGGUUAUGAAAAAAUUGUUUGAAAAGUGAGAAUUUAUUAGCAUAGAUAAGUUUGUUAGUUUUAGUUAAUUGAAUUACUACUGGCUUUCUUUUUCUUUUUAUAUCAAAGAAUCAAAUCCACAAGUGCCAGUUUAAUUUUAUAAAGAAGCAACUGGUGAAAAGUUUCGCGCAAAACUCUUUGUACAAUGACCAGCAAUAAUGAGAAGCUCACUAAGGCUUUAAAGGAUCUAAACAUAAAAGUUCAGACAUCCAGUGUGAAGGAAAGGAAACAUGUCAUAGAAAAUGUGAUAAAUGUUCUCGCGAAUCCUGGAAUUACUGAAGGAAUCACUAGAGGCAUAUGCAGAGUAGUACCACUUACCUUACAUAGGUAUAGAGAUGGGGCAUCUCGGUCUUUUAUAAGAAAAUUAAUUUUCGCUUUAGUUGAUACGCAUCCUGAAGUAUCUAUUAAUUGUUUUAUAGAAUUGUUCUCCGAACUUUCUGUACAAUUCACGGCCCUAAUAUCAACGGAUAAUGUAGGCCAAAGCGCUCUGUAUGCUCUGGAUUGGACGACAUCAUUAGUGCAAUAUGGUUGGAAAAAUCGGGAAGACAUAAUCAAAAGCAAAUUCGAGAAAAUUGUGGAAACACAAGCUAUUUUUCUCACAUCUAUUGCUGCAUGUGGAAAAAAUAAGAAAAUUGAAAAGGCUUAUAGCUUGUUGAACAAUUCCUGGUCCUCAAUAACCAACAGUGACUUGUUAUAUCUAAGUACCCUAAAAUCUUUAGAACAAAAUCAAUUUUUGGUUGUCUUAGAAUCCGCUCUAAUAAAAAGAUGUUCGAAUACAGAUCCCUCUGCAGUUGAAGAAUAUCUUGAUCCAUUUCUAGAGGCAUUUAUAAAACAUUUUAUAAGUUGUAAAUUUCCACCUCAAACCACUAUUAUUAGAGCUUGCUAUCCACUCUUAGCUCAAAUAAACUUAGAUAAAUUUAAACGAACAGUAUUGCCGGCGCUUCAAAAAGCAAUGCUUAGAAAUCCUGAAGUAAUUUUGGAAACUGUUGGCUUGGUUAUUAUGAGUGUUCAGCUGCAUUUGAGUAGUUGCGCCAUGGAUAUUGGAAAUAGUUUAAUCACUCAUUUACAUUCAAAUGAUGAGAAAGCACGAGCUGAUUCUUCGUUAAAUUGUAAAUAUUUAGCUGAAAAAAUAACUGAGACUGAAGUUAUUGAUGAAUUGCUCAAAAAAACUUUUGCAGUAUAUCAUGGGGCAAAUGGAAAGUUGACUGUCGCAGAACAUAAGAUGGGAGUGUUACAGGGUGCAGGCAAUUUGAGUUAUAAUAAUGUACCUCAAGACAAAAUUCUAGAUUCAAUAUCAAAAGCAACAAUCCAUUUUAUAACAGUUCUUGAAAGCGAGGUGCAUGAAAAAACUUUGUGUUUUGCUUUGGAUAUGCUCUCACUAUGGACUGCAAAACUUUCGAAUGUUAUUCCUGAAGCUCUCCUUGACAUAUUCCAAAAUGGCCCAUUAUUAAAAACAUCAACUCCUUUGGUUAAAUUGGCUUACUUCCAAUGUAUGCUGGCUACGUUUUCUUGCUAUAAUAUAUCACAAGCGGAAAAUUUAGUACCGAUGUUUAUAAAAUCUGUGGAAAAGGCCAUUUCCCAAUCAACUCAGCCUCUUUCAAUUAGUGAGGGAUUGUACGCUUCGCUUUUACUGAUAAGAUUUGCUGAAGCAAAAUUAGGCGAAGAAAAUGGAUUAUCCAUUAUGUGGAGUUCAGUGUUUGAUAUGGAAAAGCAAAUAUUUAUUUCUGAAAAGUUUUUACAAACCGCUAAUGAAAAUAGUUUUCCUCAUGUUAUCCAGCUUUGUGAAAAACUUCUUGUUAAUUAUUCCGAAAAAAUAGGUAACAAAUCUGAACCUGUCCUAAAAGCAAUAAUCCAUUGUGCUUUAUAUUCCUCAACAAAAGUUCGUAAAAAUUGCCUUCUAAUAGUUAAAAAUAUGAUAGGAAGUGUACAAGGAGCCAAAAUAUCUAUAAUCCUUCUACAGCAACUUCAAAUAAUGUUGGAAAACAAAAAAGAUUAUUUUGUGAAAGAAAAUGGCGAUAAUGCCAUUGCUACCUCGCCACACGCAGUAGCGGAGUUUAUUACUUGUCUAUGUUGUGCUGAUAAUUGGUCAAUGGAAGAUGCACAAGAUGUUGCAAUUGCUACAAUUUUACCAGCGCAUCACCCAUUCGUUAUAACAUUAGACCCUGGAUUCUGGAUUAAGAUUUCGAAAGGAUUGAAAUGUGUAUCGAAAGAUUUGAUGGUUCAACGUAGUUCCGAACUAAGGAAAUUAUUGAUUGAACAAUACAAACUGUCCGAAGCGUACAAAAAUGCCCUAGCAACGAUCCUCAAAGUCAAUCCCGAUAUAAUUCUCCCGGAACUACUGGAUUACGUGAAAACCAAGUUAGAAGAUCCAAGAAUAUGCCAAAUAACGAAAUCCGAUUAUUUCACAUUCCUGAUGCCUGAGGGCGAAUUAUAUGACAAAACCGUCAUACCUGGCGACGAAAGUAAUGCAGAAAUGAAUUUGAAAAGGGAAAGUAAAGCUUAUAGUUAUAAGGAACAAUUAGAAGAAUUACAAUUAAAGCGAGAGAUGGAGGAGAAACAGAAGAAACAAGGGAAAGUUAAGUAUACUUCGAAACAGUUGGAAGCGAUAAAAAACCAGAAAUUAAAGGAAGAAGUUAUAAGAAGUAGACUAAAAGAGUUGGACGAAAUUAUAUGUAAAAGUGUUUCGAUGAUUAGUGCAGCCGCCGCAGGCAAUCCAUUGAAGUUGUCUCUAUAUUACAAAGACAUUAUUCCUCUGAUUUUGCAAGCUUUACGAUCCCCUCUAGCAGCACCUUAUCUUACCAAACUAUAUUUGGCAUUGGGAGAUAAGAUUUUCCUCAACCAAAACUUAAACAGCUUAGGAGAAUCAAUUGCUAGAAUCACUCUAAGACUGUGCAAGCCCCAAUGCGAUCUAGAUCCAAAUUGGGAGAAAGAAAAUUUAAACAAAGCUGUAGUCAGAGUAAUUAGAUUAUUUCAUGACAAGACAGUCCGCAAGGGAACCAAUGAAGAAUAUGCAGCCGAAACUUUUACCGUGCCAGCUUUCAGCUACAGUUUUUUUCUAUUAAAAUACAGUUUAACGUCAAAUUAUGCCAAAAAACACGACGAGUUAAUACGCGAUGGCUUACAAAUUAUUUCGGAACAUGCAAAACUAAGAGGAAAUAAUGAAUAUAGUGAUAUUGAUCUGUAUCAUCCUAAAUAUCUACCAACUAAGCAAAUGUUUUUAUUAUUAGUUGAUAUAAUAUGUAACAGUUCGAGUCGUAUUCAAGCUCAAUCUGUAGCCUGUCUACUUGAUAUCGCAUACAGUGUAAGCGAAAAACCAGGAUGUACCUGCGCAUCAUUAGAAGAAAUUGAUGUUCUAUUGACAGCUCUGCAAAGUGCCAUAAGCGUCGUAAGGGAUGCAGCCCUUAGAGCUUUAAUUAUUAUCGUCUCGUCAUUGCCCAGUUUCAAAGCUGAUUACGAAUACGCUUUGAAACUUAAUAAACGGAUUUUGAUUGCUAAAUUUGAUGAUUUUGAAGAAAAUAGGAAACUAGCAGACGAUUUGUGGAAUAAAGCCGCUAUGGAAUUUCCGGCUACGCUAAGUAAAGAAUUAUUGAGCGAUAUGGAACAUCCAGUUGAUUGUGUACAAACGGCUGCGGCGAAAGCACUAGCUGCUCUAUUGAAAACUGAUCAAGAUCGAGUAGAACCCACAAUCAAGACGUUAAUUAAAUUGUAUAAUGAUAGGCUUAAGAUGAUACCAGCAAAAGUUGACGAAUUUGGUCGAGAAAUAGAAAAAGAAGUUGACACUUUUUACCCUAGAAGAGGUGUGGCUGUCGCAAUUUGUCAACUAGCACCACUCAUAACACCAGAACUUGUUGGCGAGUUGAUGCAGUUUUUUGUUGUCACUUCUUUGAAAGACAGAAAUGAAAAUGUAAGGAAGGAAAUGCUUAGUGCCGCUUUGAAAAUUGUUGACAUUCACGGAAAGGAAACAGUUGGAACUCUCUGGCCUGUGUUUGACAAUUUUAUGUGUAAAUCUUCUAAAUCAGCUCAUUUUGAUGCUGUAAAAGAAGCAGUUGUAGUAUUGAUGGGCGCUUUAGCUAGACAUCUUGACAAAGACGAUGCAAGAAUCAAACCUAUAGUUUUCCGACUUAUCCAAGCUCUGUCAACUCCUUCUCAAACAGUUCAAGAAGCAGUGGCAAAUUGUUUGCCACCUCUAGUACCAUCUGUAAAAGAUGAGGUACCCGGUUUUAUCAACAAACUUCUUCAUCAACUUCUGAAAGCCGACAAGUAUGGCGAGCGAAAAGGUGCUGCGUAUGGUCUAGCUGGACUUGUUAAGGGCAUGGGUAUAUUGGCUUUGAAGCAAUACGAUAUUAUGAAUAAACUAACUGAGGCUGUACAGGAUAAAAAGAACUAUAAACAUAGGGAAGGUGCUUUGUUCGCUUUUGAAAUGCUGUUCGAAAUGUUGGGCAAACUGUUUGAACCUUACAUUGUACACGUUUUGCCACACUUGUUACAAUGUUUUGGGGAUACUAGUCAAUACGUCAGAAUAGCGUCUAAUGAUACUUCUAGAGUUGUGAUGGCAAAAUUAUCGGGGCAUGGUGUUAAGUUGAUUCUACCAGCAUUGCUUGAAGCUCUCGAAGAAGAUUCCUGGAGAGCAAAAGCAGGAUCUAUUGAACUCCUAGGAUCCAUGGCAUACUGUGCUCCUAAACAAUUAUCGUCUUGUCUUCCUAGUAUUGUUCCUAAAUUGAUUGAAGUAUUAAGUGAUUCGCAUAUUAAAGUACAAGAAGCGGGAGCUACUGCCCUUGAGGUAAUAGGUUCCGUUAUCAGAAAUCCGGAAAUUCAAGCCAUUGUCCCUGUACUCUUAAAAGCCUUACAAGACCCUUCAAAUGAAACAUCAGUUUGCCUUCAAAUAUUGUUGGACACACAAUUUGUACAUUUUAUCGACGCCCCGUCUCUAGCUCUAAUAAUGCCAGUAGUCCAGCGCUCUUUUAUGGACAGAUCAACAGAAAUAAAAAAAAUGUCUGCGCAAAUUAUAGGAAACAUGUACUGGCUGACUGAUCAAAAAGAUUUAUUGCCUUACUUACCAAAGAUCUUACCGGGAUUAAAGGCUUCUUUAUUAGAUCCUGUACCAGAGGUUAGAGCCGUAAGUGCCAGAGCUCUUGGAGCGAUGGUACGGGGAAUGGGUGAGUCGACAUAUGAAGAUUUGCUACCUUGGUUAAUGCAAACUUUAACAUCGGAGACUAGUACUGUUGAUAGGUCUGGAGCUGCUCAGGGAUUGUCCGAAGUUGUCGGCGGAUUGGGUGUUGAAAAACUUCAUAAAUUUAUGCCAGAAAUUAUCAGCACUGCUGAAAGAAAUGAUAUAGCUCCUCAUAUCAAAGACGGUUAUAUAAUGCUGUUUAUUUACAUGCCUAAUGUAUUUACCUCCGAUUUUACACCAUAUAUUGGGCAAAUUAUCAAUCCCAUACUAAAAGCAUUGGCAGAUGAAAAUGAGUACAUUAGGGAAACCGCCCUCAAAGCCGGUCAAAGAAUUGUUAAUUUGUACGCAGACUCGGCUAUUUUAUUGUUGCUACCUGAACUGGAAGCGGGGUUGUUUGAUGAAAACUGGAGAAUUCGAUACAGUUCUGUACAGCUGCUAGGAGAUCUCCUUUACCGCAUAUCUGGAGUAACUGGUAAAAUGAGUACUGAAACUGCUAGUGAAGACGAUAAUUUUGGUACAGAACAAUCUCACAAAGCUAUUAUCACGGCACUUGGUGCUGAAAGACGAAAUAAGGUAUUGGCUGGUCUAUACAUGGGACGUUCUGAUGUAGCCCUCAUGGUACGACAAGCAGCUCUCCAUGUAUGGAAAGUGGUAGUGACCAACACACCUAGAACCUUGAGGGAAAUUCUGCCCACUCUGUUUAGUCUAUUGUUAGGAUGCUUAGCCAGUGACAGCUAUGAUAAAAGGCAAGUUGCCGGAAGAACAUUGGGCGACUUGGUACGAAAACUCGGCGAACGCGUGCUGCCUGAAAUUAUACCGAUCCUGGAGAAAGGCCUACAAUCAGACCAACCGGAUCAAAGACAGGGUGUUUGCAUUGGUCUCUCAGAAAUUAUGACAUCGACAUCAAAAGACAUGGUGUUGACGUUUGUAAAUUCACUAGUACCCACUGUAAGGAAAGCGUUGUGCGAUCCUCUUCCCGAGGUACGGCAGGCUGCAGCUAAAAGCUUUGAUAGUUUACAUUCUACUGUUGGUACCAGAGCCUUGGAUGAUAUUCUUCCUAAUUUACUGAAUCAACUGAAUGACGACGACCCAGAUGUUGUAGAAUAUACUCUAGAUGGCUUACGACAGGUCAUGGCAAUUAAGUCGAGAGUAGUAUUGCCCUAUUUAGUUCCACAGCUGACAGCACCGCCAGCAAAUACUAAAGCUCUUUCAAUUUUGGCUUCAGUUGCUGGAGAUUCUCUUAAUAAAUAUUUACCUAGAAUCCUUCCUGCACUACAGAUGGCUCUUGCAAUAUCUAAGGGAACACCUGAAGAAGCUCAACAACUAGAAUACUGCCAAGCGGUCAUUCGAUCAGUCAUCGAUGAUGUUGGGACUCGAAUCGUAAUUGAUACUUUGUUAGAGAAUACCAGAAACGUGAAUGCAGAUCAAAGAAGGGCUGCCGCAACUUUGCUAUGUGCCUUUUGUGCCAGUCCUAAAGCUCAAUAUUCGUCCUAUGUUCCUCAGUUAUUACGUGGACUUGUACAUUUGAUGUCGGAUACUGAUAAGGACGUGCUACAAAUGGCUUGGGAAGCCUUGAAUGCUCUCACCAAGACUCUUGACCCGAAACAGCAAGCUACUUAUGUAUCAGACUUACGACAAGCAGUAAGGUACGCACUUUCAGAUAUGAAACCUGGCAUUGACCUACCAGGUUUUUGUUUGUCAAAAGGGAUUGUUCCGAUAUUGCCUAUAUUUAGAGAGGCUAUUCUCAAUGGAGAUGGCGACGAAAAAGAAGCGGCUGCACUAGGCUUAGGUGAAGUUAUCAGAGUCACAAGUGCACAAUCGCUCCAACCAAGCGUUGUUGCCAUCACUGGACCGCUGAUUAGGAUCUUGGGAGACCGAUUCAGUUCCAAUGUCAAAACGGCCGUGUUGGAUACAUUGGCUUCUUUGCUAUCUAAAGUUGGCGUCUUGCUUAGACAAUUCUUACCACAGCUACAAACAACGUUUGUGAAAGCGCUUAACGAUCCCAAUCGUACCGUUAGAUUGAAAUCUGCAACUGCUUUGGGACAACUUGUAGUUAUCCAUCUAAGAGCAGAUCCACUGUUUACGGAAGUACACAAUAUGGUUAAAAAUAAUGAAGAUGUGGCGCUCAAAGAAUCAACCUUACAGGCUCUAAGGAGCAUAAUUACUGCUGGUGGAGACAAGAUGUCGGAAACGGUCAUGAAACAAAUUCAUGCGACGUUGACAACCUAUUUAGGACAGACUGAUGAUACAAUUAGAAAAUGUGCUGCCGGUUGUUUGGGAGCUAUUUGCACUCAUUUACCUACUGGAUUAUUGGAUCAGACGCUUUCAGACCAUAUAUUGAAUGACGAUAAUAAUGUAAAUGUGACUCUCAGAGAAGGUAGAGGAUCAGCGCUAACAGUAGCCUUGAAAGAAAGUUCUAAACGUUUGUGGAAUGAUCAAUAUAGAAAUAAGGUGACACAAGUGCUUCUUAGUCAGCUACAAUCGCAAAUCAUUAAUAUAACUCGGAGUGCUAUCCGUUCUUGUGGUUACCUCUUAGAAUAUUUAUUAAUGAAUAUUGAAAAUAUGCCCAAUCAGCUUUUAGUGGCGUUCGUAAGGACAAUGAACCACAGCAAUAAUGAAGUAAAGCAAUUGCUAGCAAGAGUAUUAUUCCAUGUAGCAAAAGUUCUACCAGGAGGAAAAUUAUCGCCAGAUUUCCUACGAAUCGCUUUGCCAACAUUAGUCAAUGGCACAAAAGAAAAAAAUGUUUAUGUUAAAGCAAACUCAGAAAUAGCACUUAUAGCUAUGCUAAGAUUAAAGGAUGGUGACGAAGUAUUUCAGAAAUAUUCUGGUAUGCUGGACUUGGGUGCAAGGGAAUCAUUGACUGAUACUGUAUUGAAAGUUUUGAAGAAAAUGCUACAUCAGCCCGAGGGCAAAGACGAUGAUAUCGACGACACCUUAGUUACCUGAUCCUUCGAUGAAUUUCAAAUUAUAUUUUGGAAUGUAUUACAGGCUUAUUUUGAUUUUAGGCAUAAAAAAAAUUUAUGCCAAAAUUAUUGUUAUCCACUAUGCUUAAUAAACUGUAUUGAGGUCAUUAUAAUUGUAUAGAAAUUUUUGAAUUGACACA